CUCCACAAAGUCUCUUGUCAGGCAGCAGUCACUGGCUCGUCUCCAUCCCGGGGGAGUUUCUGAGACCCAAGGACUGGAGAGCUGUGGUCACAACGGAGCUUCCAAGAGGGACGCGGAGCAUUGGGAACUGAGGACACACCAGGUGCUGAUCCUGGGAGACCAGAACCAGGGGUACAAGUCUUGCGGGCGUGAGGAGUGUCAUUCAGCGGUUCCGGGAGGCCCAGGAAGCCUACGGCCUGGCUUGGGCACCGUCACCGCCGCCAGGCCACCAUGGUCCUCAGCUGGCUGUUGCUUCUGGUGAUGGCUCUGCCCCCAGGCACGACGGGCACCAAGGACUGCGUCUUCUGUGAGCUGACCGACUCCACGACCUGUCCCGGCACCCACAUGCGCUGUGGCGAUGACGAGGACUGCUUCACGGGCCACGGGGUGGCCCCCGGCAUCAGCCCCAUCAUCAACAAAGGCUGCGUGCAGGCCACCUCGUGUGGCCACGAGGAGCCCGUCAGCUACAUGGGUGUCACCUACAGCCUCACCACCAACUGUUGCACCGGCCGCCUGUGUAACGGGGCCCCCCACCCCGCAGGCAGCCAGAUGGCAGGGGCCACCACCGGCCUGGCGCUGGGCGUGCCGCUAUUCCUCCGACAUUUGCUGUGACCAACCUGGAGGGCAGGGCCCAGGACUGGUCUCCCACCUGCACUGCCCCCCGUGUCCCCCGCCUCCAUCCCCUUCCCCUAUCAAAUGGUCAGAGGCCCUGGACAACC
Messenger RNA from Balaenoptera musculus (blue whale), 758 nucleotides. It is a transcript of the gene SPACA4, whose product is annotated as sperm acrosome associated 4. The transcript has a single exon. NCBI's taxonomy places the organism in Eukaryota, Metazoa, Chordata, Mammalia, Artiodactyla, Balaenopteridae. The record is from RefSeq and is a predicted model, not a curated record. Bases 271 to 651 code for a protein of 126 amino acids.